AGGGGAGGAGGCCGUGCUGGGACAGCGCGGGAGUGACUGCGGCCGUUGCCCUUGUCUGGGGCGGAUCCUACGAGCGCGGGAGAAGGCGGGAGGAGAAGGGAAAGCACAUCCUUCAGUGAUGGACAAGAUUUGCACAGACCCAAAUAUGGAAAAUGAUAACACGGAGCACAUCAGAGGGAAGCGACUGUCCUCCAUUUUAAAGGCUCCACGAAAUCCCCUGGAUGAUCUGGGAAGUGGGAAUGAACUGACCCAGGAUAUUAAUAUAGAGAAACGAAGGAAGAGCUCACGCCGUGUCAGCUUUGCCAACACCAUCAACUGCAGAGUCUUCCACAGAGAUCUUAAGAACAGCACAUCAGAGAGAAAAAAUACAGAGCAUGAAGCAGAUAAGGAUGGUGUCUCUACUAAUCAGGAUGAGGAAACUGAAACUGUUUCGUGUGAGAUCACUGGGAUGAACACUUUGCUUCACGCCCCCAUCCAGGCUUUGGUGCAGCAAACUGAGUGGCAUGAUGUGGACCAGGCUGUUCUGAGGGCGAGCAGGCAGGACACCACCCUGCUGUUCCUGGAGGAGAACACGAUGGAGGUGACAGCCAGUCACACGGCUGUGAUCUCCCGGAACCUCAGGGCCCAGCAGGCCGACGGAACCGAGAAAAUAGACGUCACCUCCUUCCUGAACUCCAGCCAUGGCAGGGCAGAAGCCAGCCAGGAAUUCGGUUUGCUCCCCGACCCCGCCAACCACCCGUGCGUGUCCCUGGAAGAGAAGGAAGAGGCUCCUGCUGUAAGAAAAAUAGAUUUCAACAAAUUUCUGCUGAGCCUGAAGUCAAAUGAGAAGGCGCCGAAUCCUGCUGAGGGGCCUGACAAGGAGAACGUUUUCUUUGCCCCUUGCCAAGGCUUGGAAAACGUGGCGCUGUCAUCCGAGGAAUUUGUCUAUUCCCGCGAGCCGCUGCACACCUGCAAUGUAACGCAGGUCUUUCGAGGGCAAGAAGGUGGGAUGGCAAUGACAAAAUGUGAGGGACCUGGUGUUGGUGAGGCCCCACCGGAGCAACUGGAGUGUGGGGAUGUCACCCAGGCCUUUGUGGACAAUGGGAUGGACAUGACAAGCAGUCACACUGCAAAAGUGUCCUUUCCCUGCUCCGGUGCUGGGAAUCAAAGUCUCCACUUCCAAAAGGGUUCCUCAUCCACAGAGUUAGAUAAUUCUGUGUUGAAGAGAGCAUCUAAUCAGAACCUGAUUCAGCAGGACCCUCAGCUCUGUGCAGACAGGAAAGCAGCAAAUGCUGAAGACAGAGGAGCCCCUGCAGUGCUGAGAGGGGUGAGACAGGAGGCCAGGGCAGUGUCUGCCAUCCGGGGAGCCGUGUCCUCUGAGACCGUCUUCCGAGGGGACAAAACUGUUGUGUUUUCUAAAUGUGAGGACAUGGAAAUGACUGGGAAUUACACAGACAUCAUCUACAACGACAGCACCAUGGGAACAGACACUUUAUGUCAUAAAACUUGCGAAAAGCCAGGGAGUACAAACCCUGUGCUAGCAGGGAGCAGACACCCAGCACGUGGGAAUGGGGACAUCCCACAGGGUGUAGCAGCUGGAGAUUAUGGAGCUGCUGUGUCCUAUAAAACCAGAGCACUUGAACUGCCUUCAGCCUCAGAUGGACAUAUGGAAAACAUGUCCCAGGCUCAUGGUCCUGCUGCAGCGAAUGCUGGGUUUGGCUCAUGUACAGAUUUGGGUGCUCCAAAGAGCAGGUUCCAUCCCUCAGCACAGCCUCAGCUGGUUCCUUCAGGUGAGAAGACAGUAAUAUUCCCAGGACAAGACAUGGACUUGACUAAAGCCUGUGUUAAGGAAGACAGAAAGAGUGUUGAUAAUGAACUUCCCACUGCAGUGUUCACCUCUGUCCCCUGCAAACCUCAUUUUCUGGAUAACAGAUCCACAGUUUCCAAUGGAGCUGAGCAGGAAGAAAUGGAAACAAUGAAAUGCCACGCUGUUGUCACUAGUGAUCAAAGCAGUGGGACAACUGCAGAAACCAAACAAAUGCUCUGUAAAAUCAUUACAAGAAAGAACCAGAACAAAAAUGUCAUUGAGGGUGCAUAUUCCACAGAUAUGGACAAGGAAAAUAUUGAGGUGAUGAGUAUCAAUGGGAAUAUUAAAAGGAGCCAGGCUAUUGAAAUGAAUACUAAAAAUCUUCAGAUGAUUGGAAAAAACAACUUCCAGGCAAGUGAUCUGAGUUCCUGUGCCAAAAGCACAUUUUUGUUCCAACAGCAAAACAGAGGAGGCCCUGGGAAUGUCGCCACUGACACUGGAGCAUCCCUGUCUUUGCGAAGCCAAGUUGUUGUAUCACAGCCUUUGGAAAAACACCUUCCAAACCCUUCAGUUUCCUGCACAAGCGACAGAACAGUCGUGUUUUCAGGUGAUCAAAGCAUAGACAUAACGAAAGCUUAUCCUGCUGCCCUUGAUGUUGCUCCUAUUAACACAGGACAAGAAUCCAAUAAUAAUAAUAAUAAUCAAAAUAACACGGUAUCCAAGCAGCUGCAAAACCAGCCCUUCCCAUUUUCCAGUCAUCUCGGUGUGGAUAUCACCAGUCAAACUGCAGCAAUGGAACGUGGGGACUUGAACACGAAGAAGAAAAUUGUUACUCCUUUGACUCCAAGUGGUUCGUUUAUUUUCAGUAACAAGCCUGCUCCCUCUGGAACGAGAGGAAAUGAGCAACCUGGAACAGCCUUGGGAAUAAAUGCAGGUUGCCAAAACUCAGGGAGGCAAGAAAAAACCCACCCUCUGAGGGCAGUAAACCAAGUGCUGCCAACUCAAGCAGAUCCUGAGAGACAUUUUCCGAUGGGUGAAACACAAGCUUCAGUAGAGGAUUUAAAACCUCCUCCCUCAGCUGAUGGGCUGCAAGCUGGGACAUCCCAACUGCAGAGGGGAAGUUCCCAGUUGCCUUUGUUUGGAGGAAAGUCAGUUGUGUUUCCCUCAGGUGAAAGCAUGAACUUGACUGGAAGCUGUGUGGUGAUGGUUCCAGAUUACACCAUCAGCGUUCUAUCACAACCAAAAGCAGCGCCUGGAGACCCUCAUCAAGGUGGAAAUGAAAUCGAGCCCUUAAAAAAGUGGCCCACAAUGACAGCGAAUAGUCAGGAGCAGCCUGUGGGACAGGAGAACUCCUCGGUGCGUGGCAGGAAAACGUUGCCCAUGAGUAGUUUAAAGCAUUUUGCUGAUGAGAAACCAACCCUGUUUUCAGAAGAUGCCGACAUGGACAUCGCCAGGAAUCACACGGUGUCAGCAGACAACAGAGUCGUUUUCCAGAGGAAGACUUCAGACGAUGCCACAGCCUUGAUUUCUGGAGUUCAAACUUGUGUUUUCCCCUCUGACAUGGAAAUAACUAAACUCGAUCCCUCUGCAGUCAGUAAAUCCGUGGGGAAAGCUGCAUCUCAAGGGGUGCUCAGCACAGCUAAAAGGACUGGAAGGAAAAGCUUGAAGGGAAUACCAGGGGAGAAGACUGUUUUGUUUUCCCUGAGCAAUGAGGACAAUGACAUGGAGAUGACCCAGAGCCACACGGCUGCCAUAGGCCACGAGAGUGCGCAGGAUGAGGGAGAGCUCCAUUCCCUCUCUUCAGCUCAUCCUGUGAGGAGUGUGAUGUUCACAGGGAGCCAGGCUGAUGUGGGCAUUUCCAAGUCUUUCUCUGCUGAUAAAACCACAGGAAUAGUUGUAUGUGGUGUUCAGCCAAACUCUGGUGAGGAGGCUGGACUUCCCAACAGCCAAGUUACGAUGUUUCCUGAGGAUGAUGUGGAAAUGACCAAACCCUCCCACGGAGCUUUGACAGAGAAACCCCUGCAGGGCUGGCAGCCUGUUCCCUCCACCUCCACAGUCCUGUUCUCCAGUUACCAGGGUGCCAUGGAAAUGACUGGAUCUCACUCCAUUCAUCCAGGUAUUGGAGAUUUGUGUGAGGACAGAUGGAUCCUGGCGGAGCAGGGUGGGCAGGAGGCUGCUGCAGGGGGCACAACAGUCAGAUUUGCUUUGGCUGAGGAUGUGGAGAUCACCAAAACUCACACAGCACGGGACCCACAGCCCAUUCCAGCCAUUCCUGCUGAUAAAACCGUUGUGUUUGCCCUCCACCAGGAUAACAUGGAAAUCACCGCAUCCCAUACUGUUGCUGUUAACGACAAUAUUGAUGGAUAUGAGGCCCACGCGAGCACUCAGCACUUUCCGCAGCACACACACGCUGUGUUGGGGUCCUCCAGGGGUGACGUGGAUUCCUCACAUACAAGAGACCUGAACUCUGAAUAUCCCACAAAACCUAAGGAUCAGCCCAGCAUUCCCUCUUCUGCUUCAUCAACCUCUGUGUUUCCUAAUGAGAAAGGAGCCACCAAGGCCCCCAGUGGCACAACACCAGAUUCCAUUUAUUCUGUCUCACUUCCAGAAAAGACUAUGGAUUUCCAGGCACCACGGGAUUGUGACCUUCCCAUGGGGAAUUCUGUCCCUUUAAGCAGGCACCAGGAUCUCACACAGCCAGAAAACCUGCAGUCAAAGGGAGCAUCUUUGGAGCUCCUAGGUAAUGGUCCUGUGGAUUGCAGAGAAGGAAGUGGCAAUUUGGAAUCCCAUGUUGCCUUUCCCAUCCAGGGAUCAGAUCCUUUGAAGGGUUCCCCAGAUUCUUCUGGUACUUGGAGAAGCCAAGUAGUGAAAGAGGAUUUGUCUCAACGUGGAGAUUCAGCUCCAGAUUUGGGCUUGGCUGGAGCAAGCCUCGUUCCAGCUGCUAAUGAGGAAUCCAAGGAAAAUGAGGAGCUGUCAGCUGAAGGGGAGACGCCUCCACAAGACUUUCAAAUCAACUCUGAACAAACCGAGCAACCUUUGGUCAGUGACAAUCUUUCACUGGAAUUAAUGGGUGUUUUAAAUGUUUGUUCAAAACUGAAGGAUCUGAGAAGGAAAUCUGCAGCUUUCUCCAUUUCCCAAACUGCUUUUCCUGACCAGUUGCCCAAAUCCUCAGCUCAGCCAGAGGAUACCUUGAGGUUGGGAAAAACCACUGUCAGUGAAGCAAAUAACUCCUCUGAUAGCAAAGAGCAGGAGAACACAGGUCUGGAAUCUGGAGCUGCUUCCAUAGGCAUGGCACCUCAGGAUAAAUAUCCAGGAAUAAAUAUCCCUCUGGGUAUUUUCCAGCCUAAAUUGCCAAACAGGAGAAAUUCUUCUGUUUCCACUGUACAAGACAUAAACGUGAAAUCAGACAGAGCAGAAGCCCCAGUUCCAGUAAAUGCUGGGGAAACCCCAAGUAACAAAUCCACCAGGCAGAACUUCAGCCCCUCUCACUUCAUAGCAGAAGAAUUUCUCCCUGUGUGCCUGGAAGAAAUGGAUUCCAAUGAAUCUGUCAGCUCUGAACUCGUGGAAAAGGUUUGUGAAGACAUAAGCAAAAAACAAAUCUGCUACCAGGAAGAGGAUGUGUUUGAAGAGACAAAAACUCACAACGCCAAAAGAUCUUUGGAACAAGAUAAAGAGGAUCUUCAAAGCCCAAAGAAGGUCAAGAGGGAUGAAAACAUGGAUGUUGAGGCACAGGACUUGCAGGUUACUUUUGCUGCUGUGCCUCAGAACCAAGUAGAAGUUGAUGAAGGUGGAGAACCUCCAAAUCUCUCAGCUAAAAUCCCUGACUGUCCUCAAAGCAGUGCCAGCAGCUCCCUGGAUUCUGUUAGGGCUGACACAGAAUUAACAAUCCAGCCCAGCAGUCACGUGGAGUCCCAGCUUCUCACAGACAGCAUUUGUGAAGACAAUUUAUGGGAGAAAUUUCAGAGCGGUGCUGUCACAGUUGGGGAGUUUUUUACCCUUCUCCAAGUCCAUGUUCUGGUUCAGAAGCCCCGGCAGAGCCACCUGCCAGCCAAUUGUGCAGUGAGUGCACCUCCUACCCCAGAGGAUCUCAUCUACAGCCAAUAUGUUCACCGACCCAAGCUGCGGAUUUACGAGGAGGAUUGCCAGGCCCUGUCUCAGAAAAUAGAUGAGUUAAAAACAUAUGCAAAUGUCCAGGAUCAGCUCCUGGUGAAUGUGAACAGGAGUUUGUGGGAAGUAAUGAGAACCUGCUCUGAUGAAGAGCUGAAGAACUUUGGAGCUGAACUGAACAAAAUGAAAUCCUAUUUCACCAAGGAGAGUAAAAUCUUGGCUCACAACGAGAAGGAGACAUUGUACAGCAAACUGGUGCAGAGUGCCCAGGAACAACAUGGAAAGCUCCAGGCAAGAAUAGAAAAGGUGGAUGAGCUGCUGAAGGAGGCAGAGAGCGGCCUGGUUGCUCUGGAAUCAGAUUCUUUCUGGGAUGAAGGGGAUGAAGUGGAAGGAGGGCAAAGCCUACAGAAAGAACUGGAAAGCCUCAGAGCCCAAGAAGAGGAACUUCAGAGAGAACUGUCAGAGUUGGAGACUGAGGAUGAGCAGAUGCUGGUUCAGAUGGAUGAGCUCAAGAAGGCUGAAAAGAGCUGUCGGGAAAUCCUGGAGAAAUAUGACUUCACUGAGUGGGAGAUUGCAGAAUGGAGUGAGCAGCAGGCAGUCUUUAAUUUUCUUUAUGAUUCUGUGGAGCUGACAGUUGUGUUUGGACCCCCAAUAGACGGUGAUGAUUUUGGUGUAGAUCCUUCCAGAACCAUCGUUAGCCUGAACUUCGAGUCUUUCCUGGAUGUGGAACAAGCUCCACCCUCCUCGUGUUUAGUCCAAAGGCUCAUCUUUCAGUUUAUUGAAAGUCAAGGAAACUGGCAGGAAAAGUGUCCCACGCUGUACUACUUGCCCCAGGUUCUCCAUGACAUCUCCUUGGUGGUGAAUCGUUGCAAAAUCUUGGGAGAAGAGAUGGAAUUUCUGGAGAGAUGGGGUGGAAAAUUCAAUCUCCUGAAGACAGAUAUCAAAGACACAGAGGUGAAGCUUUUGUUCUCCGCUUCCGCAGCUUUUGCCAAGUUUGAGUUGACUCUGUCUCUCUCUCCUGACUAUCCAUCUGCUCCACUUCCCUUCAGUGUCCAAACCCACGUCGGGAAUAUCGGGAAGGAGGAAAUUUCUGCUAUUCUCUCCAGUGUUCCAGUUGGUCACCACUAUCUGCAGAGAAUAAUCACUCUGAUCCAUCAGAAUCUGCUCCAGCAUCCCAGAUGAUCCACUGGAUGCAUGGGCAAGACUGAAGCAGUCGGAAUGGGUAGUCUUUGAGUUUAUUCUUGUGAGAAUUCCAGCUGUCUCUCACAGAAUGGGAAUGCUGUUACCCCCCCCCAGCUCUCGUAUUCCUGCCUAUUUAGUAUUCUUGUAGUUUACACCAAGUAUUCUACUUGGUGUAGACCACAAGAUUUACAAAAGCAGAGGUGUCUAAAGAGGAGAAGGAAGAAAUUCCUAUGUCCUUUGUAAAUCCAGGCUGCCUUUCGUCUUCUCUCAGUCACUCCAGGGGAUCGUGACCUCCUUGGAAUGUCAUUCCUAACAUGGACAUUCUUCUGCCAUAGCCUGUUAAUUUAGUUCUGGGGUGAUUUACAAAGCUCUUGGACAAAACAAUGAUGAGGAUUCUCUAAAUUAACUGGAUUGGAGUUUACUUUCACCGUAUAAUUUCAUUACCAUGUACUAAAUUGCAGAUCCCACCAGGUCUGCUCUUUAUCCAUCUCCUGGAGCCUCUCCCAGUCUGGACACUAUAUCCCUGCAUCUGAUUCAUUAACCAAUUAACCUGUAGCAAUUAACCAUGUGGCCAAAGUCAAAAAUAUUUUUGGAAUUAAGACUAAAAAUCCCUGUGCUUGACCACCGACUUUGGGAUGAAACAGCCCCAAAGCCGUUGGUGUGACUGAAGUUUGUUCUGAGAUUCAGUGUCAGUCCAGCAAAAUCUAGGGGUGCUGGUGCAUUGUCCCAGUUUGGAAUGCCUUGGAAUUUUAGUAAGGAGACAGAGCUCCUUAAAUUUAGGAGUAUCUGUAAGAUCUAGCUUGGUUUUGUGUAUAUUUUGUAUAUUAUGUGGGUUUUGCUGUUGGAUCUGGUCUCCCCCUGGCCGAGUUAUGGAGCGGAAGCACCAACCCUGGCCCAGCUCUCAGUUCUCCAGCUGCAAAUCUUCGUAUCCUGUAAAAUAUGUUGAAUUUAAGAAUGUUUCCCUGUGUUUUAGUUUUUAUAUAUUUUGUGUUUUUAUAAGUUUUCCUUCUGUUUGGAAGGUGGAAAUUCAUUAAACGUUGAA
Neopelma chrysocephalum (saffron-crested tyrant-manakin) is the source of this 8117-nucleotide messenger RNA. It is a transcript of the gene KNL1, whose product is annotated as kinetochore scaffold 1. Gene Ontology annotation, cellular component: nucleus. The record is from RefSeq and is a predicted model, not a curated record. Lineage: Eukaryota; Metazoa; Chordata; Aves; Passeriformes; Pipridae. Bases 119 to 7075 code for a protein of 2318 amino acids. Gene Ontology annotation, biological process: cell division; attachment of spindle microtubules to kinetochore; protein localization to kinetochore. The transcript has 26 exons.